Messenger RNA from Mesocricetus auratus (golden hamster), 7053 nucleotides. RefSeq names its product EFR3 homolog B (gene Efr3b). The record is from RefSeq and is a predicted model, not a curated record. Gene Ontology annotation, biological process: protein localization to plasma membrane. Gene Ontology annotation, cellular component: plasma membrane. Lineage: Eukaryota; Metazoa; Chordata; Mammalia; Rodentia; Cricetidae. The transcript is spliced from 23 exons. The coding region runs from base 136 to 2589 and encodes 817 amino acids.
UGCUCCCGCCCCGCCCGGGUCUCCACCCGCAGCCGCCUGAACCCGCCGGGCUGUGAAUGAAAAGCAGGCGCGGCCCGGGACUAGCUGCCAGCGACGCGGCGACGCCGGCCUCCCGGAGGCGCGCUCCCCGCGGAGAUGUACGGUGUGUGCGGCUGCUGCGGCGCUCUUCGUCCCAGAUACAAGAGGCUGGUGGACAAUAUCUUCCCCGAAGAUCCUGAGGAUGGUCUGGUGAAGACCAACAUGGAGAAACUGACCUUCUACGCCCUCUCAGCUCCGGAAAAGCUGGAUCGCAUUGGUGCCUACCUCUCCGAGAGGCUCAUCCGAGACGUGGGGCGCCACCGCUAUGGGUACGUGUGCAUCGCCAUGGAGGCGCUGGACCAGCUGCUCAUGGCCUGUCACUGCCAGAGCAUCAACCUCUUCGUGGAGAGCUUCCUGAAAAUGGUGGCCAAGCUGCUCGAGUCGGAGAAGCCCAACCUGCAGAUCCUCGGCACCAACUCGUUUGUGAAGUUCGCCAACAUUGAAGAGGACACCCCCUCUUAUCACCGGAGCUACGACUUCUUUGUAUCCCGGUUUAGUGAGAUGUGCCACUCCAGCCACGAUGACUUGGAAAUCAAGACUAAAAUCCGAAUGUCUGGCAUCAAAGGCCUGCAAGGGGUGGUGAGGAAGACAGUGAACGAUGAGCUGCAGGCCAACAUCUGGGACCCACAGCACAUGGACAAGAUCGUCCCGUCUCUGCUCUUCAAUCUGCAGCACGUGGAGGAGGCGGAGAGCCGGUCUCCCUCGCCCCUCCAAGCACCAGAGAAGGAAAAGGAGAACCCAGCCGAGCUGGCCGAGAGGUGCCUGCGGGAGCUGCUGGGCCGGGCAGCUUUCGGCAAUAUCAAAAACGCCAUCAAGCCCGUUCUCAUCCACCUGGAUAACCAUUCUCUUUGGGAACCCAAGGUGUUCGCCACCCGUUGCUUUAAAAUCAUCAUGUACUCAAUUCAGCCGCAGCACUCCCACCUGGUUAUCCAGCAGCUCCUGAGCCACCUGGACGCCAACAGCCGCAGCGCGGCGACUGUGCGCGCAGGCAUCGUGGAGGUCUUAUCGGAAGCUGCGGUUAUCGCCGCCACCGGCUCUGUCGGGCCCACGGUGCUGGAGAUGUUCAACACCCUGCUGCGGCAGCUGCGGCUCAGCAUCGACUACGCGCUAACCGGGAGCUACGACGGCGCUGUGAGCCUGGGCACCAAGAUCAUCAAGGAGCAUGAGGAGCGCAUGUUCCAGGAGGCGGUCAUCAAGACCAUAGGCUCUUUUGCCAGCACUCUGCCCACUUACCAGCGCUCGGAGGUGAUCCUCUUCAUCAUGAGCAAAGUCCCGAUACCCUCCCUGCACCACCCGGUGGAGACCGGAAGGACAGGGGAGAAUAGGAACCGACUGACCCAGAUCAUGCUGUUGAAGUCUCUUCUUCAGGUAUCCACAGGAUUCCAGUGCAACAACAUGAUGUCAGCCCUGCCCAGCAACUUCCUUGACCGUCUUCUCUCCACUGCCCUCAUGGAAGAUGCGGAAAUCCGCCUCUUCGUUCUGGAGAUUCUCAUCAGUUUCAUUGAUCGCCAUGGCAACCGCCACAAAUUCUCUACCAUCAGCACCCUUGGUGACAUCUCGGUCCUGAAGUUGAAAGUGGACAAGUGCUCCCGGCAGGACACUGUCUUCAUGAAGAAGCACUCCCAGCAGCUGUACAGGCACAUCUACCUGAGCUGUAAGGAGGAGACCAACAUCCAGAAGCACUACGAGGCACUCUACGGCCUGCUGGCGCUCAUCAGCAUUGAGCUGGCCAAUGAGGAGGUGAUGGUGGACCUCAUCCGACUGGUGCUGGCUGUUCAGGACGUGGCCCAAGUCAAUGAAGAGAAUCUGCCUGCCUACAACCGCUGUGCGCUCUACGCCCUGGGUGCGGCCUACCUGAACCUCAUCAGCCAACUCACGACGGUGCCUGCCUUCUGCCAGCACAUCCAUGAGGUCAUAGAGACCAGGAAGAAAGAAGCACCAUACAUGCUUCCCGAAGACGUGUUUGUGGAGCGGCCCAGGCUGUCUCAGAAUCUGGAUGGCGUGGUGAUAGAGUUUCUCUUCCGCCAGAGUAAAAUCAGUGAAGUCCUGGCAGGCAGCGGCUACAAUUCGGACAGGCUCUGCCUGCCCUACAGCCCUCAGCUGACAGAUGAAGAUCGCUUGUCCAAGAGGAAGAGCAUUGGAGAGACCAUUUCCCUUCAGGUAGAGGUGGAAUCGCGGAACAGCCCAGAGAAAGAGGAGCGAGUGCCUGCAGAGGAGAUCACCUACGAGACGCUGAAGAAGGCCAUUGUGGACAGCGUGGCAGUUGAGGAACAGGAGCGUGAGCGGCGGAGACAGGUGGUAGAGAAAUUCCAGAAGGCACCCUUUGAGGAGAUUGCAGCCCACUGUGGGGCCCGGGCAUCACUGCUGCAGAGCAAACUCAACCAGAUCUUUGAAAUCACCAUCCGGCCCCCUCCAAGCCCUUCUGGGACCAUCACGGCAGCCUACGGGCAGCCGCAGAACCACUCCAUCCCUGUCUAUGAGAUGAAGUUUCCCGAUCUGUGCGUGUACUGAAUUCCAAGAGACGAAACUUCCCGGUGGACACCGUGGGGCCACCGGCCUCCUGCCCACUCUCACCACGCGGAAGUCUAGCUGGGAGAGCUGAGAAACAGUCACCUCGGACAGUGGCUCUUCCCGACUUGAGCAAAGAUGGAACCCUCUGGUCCUCUGUGACCCUCUUGCCUUCUCCUCGUCUUCCAUGAGGAAGAUCCAGCCACCUGCCCUCUGGGGUAAUCAUCUGUCUUCCCUUUUGUAUCAGCCAGGGACAGAGAAUCACCAGGGUGUCUCCACUGAGAAGCAGAGGGGCCUGGGAGGCUUCCACUGGGAAUGUAUCUAUGAGGGAGUGUCACCCUACCCACCAUGGGAAGGAGCCUGAUGAAGAUGUCAUUGGUCUAAGGAAGCCAUAGAUGGUACUCGGGGAAACUGAGGAAAGCCCUCCUCAUCGAGAAGUGACAGCUGGAAGGUGAUGUCUGCUCUCACCUCUUAGUCCCGGGUGUCUUGUCUAGCCUCUUCGUUACCCUCCAGUUGUCCGUGUUUCUUUCUUUCUUUUUUCUGUUUCUUUUUCCACCAUUACUGAGUACUGAGUGCUUACAGCAGGAGCUUGGGGAGAGACACUGGCAGGGCUGGCAGGAGAGCAACAGACUGGGCACAGAGAGGGACUGCUUCUCCCGGGAUAGGUGGCAGAUCAGGGAAGCACAGUGUGGCAAGUCUGCGACCCUGCCGCGGUGCACCUUCCCGGCUCCUCUGUCCAGAGGAAGCUUGCGGCAGAUCGUCUCCUGUCCUCCCUCUUCUGGAUGUUUCCUGGGUUGUCAAGUCUGGUCCCUGAUGUCUUUCUUCCAGACAUCCCUGUGUUCCCACAGCCUCUGGGUUGAGAGAAAGCUAGCUGGCCCUGGAUGGCUGAAAAUGGGGGGACACAUGUGGGGCCCCAAGGCUCGUCCACACCGCUUCCCAUGGAAGACGCUCCCAGCAGAACUGGGUGUGCUUGCUUGUUGGGGAGAGGCUGGGAGUCGUCGGAGGAAGGAGCAGUUGAGCAAGUAGCAUUGGGAUUCAAGGAAAGAGAUUUAAUAGCUAGGGUUGGGAUGAUAUUUUCCCUCUCUGGGCGAAGUCUGAGACAUUUGGGAUAACCGGCCUUGUUUGUGGCCUGGGUAGAGGUGGUAGCAAUCCUUUUGGCUUCCAUUUUCCCUAUGUGUCACCUACCUGUGCCUGUGUGACUCGUGUGCUGGGAGGAGCUGACCCUGGACUGGGCGGGAGCAAAAAGGGCCGCUUGAUCUUUCCUGCUGCCCCUCUGGGCGCCUUCUUGCCUCCCAGGAUGCCUCUGGCAGCAUCCCAGGCCUCUUCCAGUGGCAGCACCCCAUGGUCCAGGUCAGUCCUUUCUUUCCCUUUUAUACUUCCCUGAGUUUUCUGAGCUGUUUUCCUCUCAGACCCAAUGCUGCCUCCAGAGAAAAGGGAGUAGUUCUGUUGACCUGCAGGAAUCCUUUCUGGGGUGUGGUUUUAGGCAAUGUGACCUGGGGCUGUAAAGGAGCCGUUUCUGCUAAGGAGGUUGUAGGCUUCUAGAUCACAUAGAUCACAGAUCACAGCCCUGUAUGUGACCCUGCAUAGUGACAGCCUGCACACUAGGACAGGUGGGAACAUUUUCCAGAAUUAGAACUGAAACACAUGUUCUUCCCACUGCACAUGCGGUAAAUGUCACAGAUGGGGCCCGUCUGAUCCUGUCCCCAUAAGUUUCUUCCUUUUUUUUUUUUUUUGAGACAGGGUUUCUCUGUGGCUUUAGAGACUGUCCUGGAACUAGCUCUUGUAGACCAGGCUUGCCUUGAACUCACAGAGAUCCGCCUGCCUCUGCCUCCCAAGUGCUGGGAUUAAAGGCAUGCGCCACCAUGGCCCAGCUAAGUUUCUCCCUUUUAAUGCAACUCUUUCCCAUGGUCUCUGUACUGAGCUAUGGGUUCAUGGCUCCUGCAUGGCCUGCAUGAUCUCAGGUCCCUAAGGACGAGGCCACCCAUGACUUUGGAGCUAUGUAACUGUUGCUCAAUCCAGCUUUGUAAGCAUAGACUUAGGUUUCUCCUUAAUAUCCCUUUACUAAGAAGUUUUGAAAAAGCACGAGGCAAGUAGCCCUUUGGAAACUGAGAAAGUCUAAGCCUAGAGCUAAAAACAUGUCUUUCUUCUCCUGCUUGCCACACCUAUUAUACCAGCCUUGGCUUGAGUAAGAGUUGGUUGGUUUCUUUCUUGUUCCCAAGCGACAUCAGUGUCCACCCCUGAGGUGUCUCAACCCUCAUUGUGGAUUGUGAGAGUCACUUCCUUGGAGACUUUCUAGGGCCAGGCAUCAGAGCCAGAGGCUUCAACCCUGCCCUGGAGACAGAAGGGGACAGAGUUCCAAUUCUGCAGACUCAGCUGCUCCAGGGUCCCUCUUUUUCUCCACACCACGGCUGCUUAGCAGGUUCUAGAAAGCUCUGGCUCUGGGGGCUGGAGAGAUGGUUCAGUGGUUAAGAGCUCUUCCAAUUCCCAGCAACCACAUGGUGGCUCACAGUCACCUAUAAUGGGAUCUGGUGCCCUCUUGUGGCCUGCAGGUGUACAUGCAGAUGGAACACAAUAUACAUAAAAUAAACAGAAAGCUGGCCACUUGCGUGCCCUCUCCUUGGAGAGUUUAAGUUUAUAUUCAGUAGGCUAGUGAGUUGCCUGUUGACAGGGAACAGAAUCUGAUCCUGGCCAAAUAUACCUCAGAGUCAGGAAGUCCAGAUGGUGGUCCCAGGAGUGUCUGCCACUCCAUCACGAGGCUGAGGAGAGGCAAAGGUAGAGCGGGUGGGAACUGGGGGAGGAGCCUAGUGACUCUUGCCUCCCCGGCCUCUGGUGUCUGAUAGCACAGUCUCACGCCCUGUUCUGUUCACCUUCUCUGUUGUAAACCAGAGUCAUGCAGAGCCAGCAAACACAGGUCACCAGGUCCCCACCCCCUCACCACCACACCAAAGCACCCAGGGCUCUGGCUUCAUAGGCCAGGGCCGGAGGAUGGCAUCCUGCUGACUGAAUCGAAUGGGUGUGAGUGUGUUUGAGGUUCGGAAGUUAAUUUGGUUGAUCACAAACAAGUGUAAGAAGUGGAUUAACAGAAACUGCCUGCGACCCAGAAAUAGCUGCGGUAUCCCCUGUACUGAGCCUGUUUCCUCCUCACCUGGAAGAUUAGAUGUAAAUGGUUUCAUGACUCUGCAAUGACCUCAUAAGAAAACCUAAAAAUGUCCCUGUGUCCGGGCCCUGUCCUACCUACAAAGCAGGGGAUCAUGGGCCUGGGACCAAGACCCUGGUUGGAGCAGCCUCAUCCUGUGCAUGGACUGUUCUUGGUCCCAUGGGACACAGUUCAGCUGUAGUGGGAUCUGGAAACCCCUGAGGCUCCUCCAGACUUGGAGGGGGGCAGGCUGGAGCUGGGCUAUGGUGUCUUCCAGUUGCCCUGCUGUCCUCCUAGGCCUCCCAACCUGCUGCAGAGCACGCUGCUAAGAAGCAAGGGGCUCGCUGUGUUUGGGGGUCUUGGGGAAAAGGAAAGCCUGAGCUGUGGGUCUGAAUGUUGUGUGUAAAAGCAGACUUGAAGGUGGGGGUGGGGGUCCUGUCAGGCAGGCUGUGUCUGCUUCCCUUGACCUUCUCUGUCAAUCGGAGUGCACUGAAACAGGGGUCCCAUCCUCUGGAAUCUGAGGGUAAGGUUCAAGGAAAAUUGCUGCUUCUCUGUCUUUAAUAUUAAAGGUCUGGUUUCUAUGGUUCUAUAGCCCAAGCAAGGUCUAGAUCUGAAGACUGCAGGAGGGGAAUCGUGGGAGGUCUUGUUCUUGAUCCUGGGGGAGUGAUGAGAAGCUGAGGGGUAGAGGGAAAAUCUUCCUGGCUCCGUUGGCUGCCCUCUGGCACCAAUAUGGCUCCUUCAGGGAGUAUAGGAUCUCCUGAGCCCGGCACUUGCCCUCUUUUUUGGGGGGAGGGGGUGUUUCGAGACAGGGUUUCUCUGUGUAACAGCCCUGGCUGUCCUGGAACUCACUCUGAAGACCGGGCUUGGCCUUGAAAACUCUGAUAUCUGCCUGGCCGAGUGCUGGGAUUAAAGGUGUGUGCUGCAACCAUUGGGCUUACUUGUUCCUUUUGAACUCUUCAUGACUGUGGAUUUUGGUAUACGGAGUAUAAAACUGAACACUCAGAUGCUGCAGCCCAUCCAUCUCAAUGUGUCCGAGUUCUUUUAGACCUUCAUGACCUGGCUGAGUAUACAUGUGCCUAUGUCCAUGCAUGUGUUUGAUGUAGUUUGUAGUUUCCAGCGUUGUAUAUAUAAUAACCUACUUAUUUAUAUGUAAGUACAGAAUUGGCACCUGUGACAGUUUCCUGUAUUUUAAACUUGUUGAAUCAAAUUAGUUUUCCUUCCCAGGAGGUGUCAGAAGGACUAUUCCAAAGUCAUUCUUUAGGAAUAUUAGUUGUGGUUUCCCAAUGAGCCUUCAGGAUGCCCUUUUCAAAUAAAUGUUAAUGUUGUCACCA